CAACACCAACACGAACGCAAUAAAUCUUCGUAAAAAGCCCGGUCUCCGCUGUUAAAUCACUCAGUAUCUUAUUAACAGUGACUAGACAAAGAUCGUCUUAUAAAAAAAUUGACUCUUAAUUAAAAUUUGUGUUGUUAACUUAAUAAAAUAUUCAAAUCAUGGCUUUUCGUUAUUUGACCGUUUUGCUUGUUCUUAGCAGCAGCGCUGUUUUGAUCAAUGCUUAUUCCAAAGGAGCUCCCAAAGAGGCCUGCGGUGAUAUGGUUCCCCAACAUCACGUCGACCCGCAAUCGACACCUGCUCCAUAUGAGUUGAACUUGUCCAAAAAUCACAUCAAAGCUGGCGAAACCAUCCAAAUUACUCUCAAAGGCAAGGAAGCCAAGGACAAGAUCAAGGGAUUGCUCGUUCAAGCACGUGUUGGCCAGACUCCAAUCGGAAAAUUCUCUGUUCCUGCCAAUAAUCCACACGUUCAAGCUAUUAACUGCGGAAAUGGUGCCUAUGACGCUCUUACCCACACAAAGAUCCAAGGAGACGGACCCCAAAGCGUUUCUUUCUCAUGGACUGCACCAAAGGAAUUGGCUGAAACUGUUACCUUCUACUACACUGUUGCCUUGAACGGCGGCGUUUUCUGGGUUGCCCAAACAUCUGAAAAAUUGUCUGUUUCAGCUUAAAAAGUCUUUCUUACAAAAAUUAUUUUUUUACUCGUGACAUUACAAAAAGAAAUAAAUGACCUGUUUUUAAAAUGUAAA
Culicoides brevitarsis is the source of this 746-nucleotide messenger RNA. It is a transcript of the gene l(2)34Fc, whose product is annotated as putative defense protein Hdd11. The record is from RefSeq and is a predicted model, not a curated record. Lineage: Eukaryota; Metazoa; Arthropoda; Insecta; Diptera; Ceratopogonidae. Gene Ontology annotation, cellular component: membrane. Bases 159 to 668 code for a protein of 169 amino acids. The transcript is spliced from 3 exons.